AUGUCAACAACCGAUGGUACAGUAGCCACCGAACUUGAGGAUACGCCAAGGCAAGCAGACGAGCAGCAAAAAGAAAAAACAGAGCUUGGAGCCGAGCCGAGUACUGAAGAUACAACAAUAAUUAUUCCUAAUCGAAACUCUCCAGGAAGUAAAUCUACCACUAAUCCCGAACAAUACAACCACGAAGACAAAGCGAAACCACUUGGCCAAAUGAAGAAAUCAGUAGGACACAAAAAAGAAAUGAGAGCAGAAGGGAGUAGGAAGGAGAAGAGAAAGAGCACGGAAUCGGGUACUGAAGAGCUAAGAAUUCUAUCAAAUAUGAAAUUUAAACGAAGUCAUCCUACCACUAACACCCAUAAAACCAAUCACGACGACGAAGCAAAAACAGUCGACACAUGCAAGAAAGAGGUACCAGAACAAGAAGCAGGAAUGCGAAUAGAGGGGAGCAGCUCACAGAAGAGACGAGUCUCUAAAGAUCUACUAGCUCAUCCAAAUCACCUCUCUGUCCAAUUUCAACCAGGGAAAUCUCAACGAAGUAACCCCACCAUCAAUGAAGCCCAAAUGGUAAAACUCGAAUCAGAUGAAGAACUCGACAUAAAGCCAACCGAGAAAGAGCUGUUAGCAAAACAAAUUCAAAAUGCAUUCGGCCAAGGUGAUUAUAUUCUGGGAAUCAAACUUGUUAAAAGUUUUGAAGAACUCUUUGGAGAUGAAAUCAAUCAAAACUCAAAGCAUAAAGAUCCUAUGCAAAAAUCAAAUCAGGGUCCAAUUCUAGAGGAUAGAAAACCAUCUGAACUCCCCGUCGACAAACUCAAGACAGUAGAACAGAUUGAGGAACAGAUUGAUGAACAGCUAGCCUCUACGUCCGAAUUGGGUAACAUAGAAAAUGAAGAGAGUUGGCAUUAUCAUGAAUCGGAUUAUGACCCCAACGACACUGGAACUUGGCAACGUUUUGAUGGUGGAUACCAAAUCGGUGGGCCUGGUAUCGAGAAUUACUACUACUGGUCAGACUGA
Messenger RNA from Melampsora larici-populina 98AG31, 1011 nucleotides. RefSeq lists its product as uncharacterized. The transcript is spliced from 5 exons. The record is from RefSeq and is a predicted model, not a curated record. NCBI's taxonomy places the organism in Eukaryota, Fungi, Basidiomycota, Pucciniomycetes, Pucciniales, Melampsoraceae. Bases 1 to 1011 code for a protein of 336 amino acids.